Molecule: messenger RNA, 2614 nt
Organism: Photinus pyralis (common eastern firefly)
Lineage: Eukaryota; Metazoa; Arthropoda; Insecta; Coleoptera; Lampyridae
Product: protein CIP2A-like
Exons: 9
Coding region: 86-2515 (809 amino acids)
Source: RefSeq, a predicted model, not a curated record
GAAAAGUUACCAUAACCGUUUUCCUUUUCCCUUUUUUAAAAGUUUUAAACAAAUACAUAAUAAUUAUAAACAAUAUAACUACGGAAUGAGUAACAUAUUAGAAUUAUCGUUAAUGAAUUCAAGCGAUAAGUAUUACAUUAUAAAGCAAUUCAUUAUUGCAACAACGGACUACAUACAAAUAAAAGGCGAGGACUCCGCAAAUGGAAUAAAUAGGCAUUUAGAACUCAUAAACGAAGCAGCCGACUUGAGCAUAUUCGAUCCCCAUGUGAACUUAGUCGUAGAAUUCUUUGUGUGUUUACACGAGCUGCUGUCAAAUUUGGAACCCGGAUCGUUCCUAGUCUGGCCUUGUAUAGACGUACUUACCUUAGCCUGUAAGAACUUGUCGGCGAGAAUGGUGCUUAUACAAACGUAUCAGUUUAUGCCGUUACUAUCGAGAUCGUUGAGUAAUCAGUUACCGAAGGAAAAGAAGUUGAAAAUUUUAGGUUUAAUGCAAGAAUUGUCGUGCGGUAUCAAAAUCUCGUGGCAAAUACCGUAUUUGAUACACAUUAUGUCUACGCUUACGCAUUGGAUCGAGAACAGUGACCAAGAUAUUCAAGCAUUGUCCUUGGCAGUAUUAGUAAAUUUGUGUUAUAAAAACGUACCUGCUGUCUAUACAUUAUCGCGAUGUAUUGACAUAAAGAAAUUUAUUCGUUUUUGUCUGCCUUUGAAGGGCUUAAAAGUAGAAGUUCACGUUUGUAAGUUGCUCAUAAUAUUGGAUUAUAUGAAUGGUAAAGUUCCCGAAGAUGUAGUUCUGAAGUCGAUCGAAGUUACAUUUAAAUCCUUAAUCGAAGCGUUUAGGGCCAAGGAUUAUAUUUUGUUGCGGCACGUCGCCGAAUUUUGCCUCGAUAUGUGGGACAAUAACUGUCAUAGCAGAACGUUACUGAACUUUAACGGCUAUGAUGGUGAUGUGGAAAGUUUGUUGGUGGAACUGGAAGGCAGACACGAAGACGCGCGAAACAACAACGUAUCGCAGUGCGUGGCUGUCGUAUUCCAAUUUUUACAUUUCGUCAUGCAAAAGCGACGUCCGAACAUAAAAUUAUUGGACAAGAGAUUGGUUAACCUGGCGCUGAAGUGGGUACAAGUCAAUCACGUUUGCUCGAACGCUUACGAAAUACUACGCACUUUGGCCGCGAACGUAACCGAAGAAACGUCGAUCACGCUCGAUCCGCUUUUGACCAGCCUGCCGAUUUACCUGCUGGACAUCGUAAACGGUGAGGAGGAGGUGAACACAAAUAUUGAAACGAAUAGGCGACUGAAAUCGUUAUUGGAACUGCUCAGAUCGUUGAUACGAACGGAUAGCACGAGGGAACGCGUUUUGGCCAUUCUAAAGGAGGACUUGUUCAUCAAGAUUUUUGUGCCGUUACUCAAUAAAUCGCCCACAAAAACUAGGGCACACUACACAAGUACACAGACGCUGGACGCUGUCUUGUUGUACGCGAGUGCGAUUGUUUUAAUUAGUGAACUGUGUAAAUAUGACGGCAUGUGGAGGAGUUUCUUUGCGGAUCUAAUGCAGCAAAGACAGAUACAUAUGGUGCUGGCGCAGGCGCUAUACAAUGGCACCAAGGAAACAAAAACGUUAAUAAUGAGUAUAUCAUCGUGCGAACACUUCCCAAUUAAUCGAGUAUCAGAAGCAAUGUGCGAACUACAACCGGCAAUGCAAUUAGAGACGACGAAAAGUGUGUCGAACCCGAUCUCGGAUAAUUUUAACUUUCCCAUGAUGUCAGUUACACAAAGUGAAAAACUGAACGAUUUAAUGGCUAAGAUUAAGGAAGCGUACAACCAAAGUUUGUUAAGUAUCUCGAUGGCGGAUAUUAUGGAAUUGUACGAGUACAAAAUAGCGUCGAUGAACCAGGCCGAACGCGCUGGCACCGCUAGUAUAGAAGCGGCGACGAUGCAUUGCACUCAUUUACAACACAGGGUGGCGCAACUAACCGCCGAGGUAUCGAAAUUGCGCCAACUAGGCCUGCACAGUCAACAGUGUAACGAGGAGAUGGCGAAAACGAAAGAGGCCGUUCUUGCAGAAAAAGCAAAAUUACAGGAAUUGUUGGACGCCGAAAAAUCUAGGUAUGCCAGUCAAUUAUCCGCCAAAGAAAAGGUGUUAAAAGACACGAUGCAGCUUCUGGAGGACACGUCAAAACGACUGAAAGUGGUGGAAACGGAAAAAGGUGCGCUCGAAGAGAAACAGACGAAUCUUAAACAAAUUGUGGCGAAAUUAGAAGACAACAUAUUGAAAAAGGAGGCGCUCGUGCAGAAGAACGAAGAAAUCAUUUUGCGGACUAACGCAAACGUAGACCAUUUAAAUUUGCAAGUCUCGCAGCUGGAGAAGCAAGUCAAGCGUGGCGAAAACGAGCUGGCGUCAAAGACGCGGGAGUUAUCAGAAGUGUCUAAAGAGUUACAUAAUUGCAAGUCCAUAUUGGGGACUAUAACGCAAUUAACUAAUUCACAAUAUGGGAAACAUGCGGGUGGUGCUAUGUAGGUUAGAUUUAAGAAAUUGCACGUUGUACAUAGAGAUCGGAAGUUUUAUUGUCCAUUGACUGAGAUUAGAAUAUUAGGCAAUAAAGGAUAUUUAAUAUAA